Molecule: messenger RNA, 978 nt
Organism: Moneuplotes crassus
Lineage: Eukaryota; Ciliophora; Spirotrichea; Euplotida; Euplotidae
Source: the annotation of a GenBank genome assembly
UAAAAAUAUAAUUUCAAAAUGGAUUGGAAAUUUGACUACGUAGAACUUGUCAACAAAGUUAAAUACCAGCUUCACUCUAAAGGGCUGGACUGCAUCACUGGUAUUUAUGGCCAUUUCCAGAAAUACGAUGUAGACAAUUCUGGGCAGCUAGAUAAAGUAGAAUUUGAGUUAUUCAUGAGGAAAAUGGGCAUGUUCCUGACAACCCAAGAACUCACAGUCGUCUUCACAAAGUUCGACCUCAAUGGAGAUGGACAGAUCCACUACCAAGAGUUCUUUGAGGUCCUUAGAAGAGAAUUCAAUGAAAAGAGAGAAUCUGUAGUAAAGUAUGUCUGGGACUUGCUUGACCAGGACAUGGCAGAAACUUUAGAUUUCUCUUAUCUCACUUCUUCAUUCCAAGCUGCUAACCAUCCAAGAGUUAAGCUCAGAGAGAAGACUGCUGAGCAGGUCCAAGAAGAGUUCGAAGUUGGUCUUGGCUACAGAUGUAACGAUGGGCCUGUGAGCAAAGAUGCUUUCUUCGACUAUUACGCAGAUGUCAGCGCGUGCCUCCCAGCAGAGAAGGAUGAAUACUUCAUCGACUCUGUUCUAGAAUCUUGGGGCCUCUCUCAAGAAAAUUAUGUCACUCCUGAAAGAAUCGCUGAGCUGGAGGACAUUCUCUAUGAGAAGGUGAGACAGAGAACCCACGGAGCUGAUGACGAAGGAAAGACUGCAGGCAAAGUUUUCAGACAUUUCGACAAGGAUGAAUCUCAUUCAGUCUCCUUCGAAGAAUUUUGUCAAGCUCUAGAAGCUUACGGAUGAGUAUUUAAAGAGAAUGAGAUCCAAGCUUUCUUUAAUAAAAUCGACAAGGAUGGAUCUGGAAAACUCGAUUACGUUGAGCUAACCAGUAUUCUUGCACUGAAAGGUAGCGGUAACAACCCCAAUGUCAACCCCGUAUGGAAGCUGAAAGACCCUGAGCUGCAGAGCCUAUAUGAGACUAAAUAG